Molecule: messenger RNA, 456 nt
Organism: Phalaenopsis equestris
Lineage: Eukaryota; Viridiplantae; Streptophyta; Magnoliopsida; Asparagales; Orchidaceae
Exons: 2
Coding region: 1-456 (151 amino acids)
Source: RefSeq, a predicted model, not a curated record
AUGGCAAGGGGCUUAGGCAUUCAACAUAAAUAUUACUUCCCCUCCGGCGACCGGUCGGUCAUCUGCCCCAAACCCCGGAGGCCGGCCGCCGGGGAUCACCUCCGGUGGACUCUUGCUCAGCUAGCGGACUCUUUUGAUUCAAAGCCCGCUAACUGUUUUCAUAUUUUACGCCCAAAGGUAGCUGGUGAGCCUCUUGAGCAAUCGGACCCGCUUCAGCCGUUCUUCUGCGGUUCGCCACCAACGCGAUCCGCUAACCCGGUUGUUCUCGACACCCGGUUCAGCGAGACCAUUCCGCUUCGACCGGCCCAAUGCGUUUCAGAGUCCGGUUCAGAAAACCCCCAAACCGGGUUCGAUCGAACCCGGUUCGGCCCCAGUCCUGCGGCUGUACGCAUUGAGGGUUUCGAUUGUCUCGGUUGCAAUUGUAGCUGUACACGUGGCAUCCCAGCCGUUGCUUAG